Messenger RNA from Strongylus vulgaris, 966 nucleotides. NCBI's taxonomy places the organism in Eukaryota, Metazoa, Nematoda, Chromadorea, Rhabditida, Strongylidae. The record is from the annotation of a GenBank genome assembly.
AUGCUGACGCCUUACCGCCGUAUCAGGUGUUUGAAAGUGGAACUUCUACAUGGAAGCUCUAUGUGCGCCAUUUUUCACGAGUUUGAAGAGAUAGGAAUCAUCUGUAAACUUGAACAGUCUGCGCAGAAUUAUGAGAAUCACGGUGGAACGACGUACUUUUUUCAUCCACAGCAAGCACCACAGCCUCUUGGGGGUGGUGAUGCAAGUGUUGGCGAUCCCCGCAUCAGCAGUGCGUCAGGAAUACCCAUGAAUGAUCAACCUUUACCGGAGAAUCAUACAAUAGUUAGCACAAAUGGCAGUUUUUCUUAUCAAGGACCUGUACCGCAUAUUGGCAAAUUUCGACCGAAGGGAAUUGGUGGAAAUAACAUGGGUCAAUUUGUCUCACCGGAUGUGAAAAUGGUCAACUUUCAGUUAUUGCCAGAACUAGUUCAUCGACAGCUUGCAAUGGAAGCAAGAGCCGAUCCCGCUGUCUAUCCGGACAUACCUCAGCAGGUGGAACAUCUGAACCAUUUGGUCCCGUUAGAGCCGAUCAACCAGCAUCAUGCAACCCAGUCUGUGUAUAAAGCGAUUUCGGUUAGAGAUGGUGUCACUUAUUGUAUACGAAGACUUCAUGGGUUCCGUGUGUCGUCGCCAAAGCAACUACAGCCGCUAGAAACGUGGAAAAAGCUGAACAAUGUUAAUGUCGUCCAACUACGCGAAGUGAUUGUAAAUUGUAAAUCAUUUGGGGACAGCUCUGUGGUCCUUGUUUACGACUACCAUCCGCUAGCUGAUUCGCUGAAAACCCGUCAUUUUGGAAGGAUGCUUGGAAGUGGAUUCAUCGAUGGAAUAACUGGUGCUAAGAUUUCAAGUCAAAUUUCGGCUCAUUCCCCAACGCAGAUGCAACAAGGAGCAGGAGUAGUAGAAUGGUUGUUGUGGUCCUAUGUUAUCCAGCUCUCUUCAGCGUUGCGAGCAGUUCACGCCAACGGA